AUGGGAGACGAUAUUGAUGUACAAGAAACCCAUUCUACAUCAAAACCAAAGAAAGAUAAUAAUCAGGAUGAGCUGAUAAUGCAACAGCAAAGAAAAAUCGAACAGGAGAUAUGCGAUUCGAUAGCUAUUGUUGGCGAUUUGGAACCGAUAUUGUCUUUAGAGACGGAAUAUCGUCCGGAUGAUAUUUACGCAAAAAAAGUUCGUGAUUUAUCAAAUAAGUACAAAAGCAUUAGACGUACUAGACCCGAUGGGAAUUGCUUUUUUAGAGCUUUUGCUUAUGCAUAUUUUGAAAAAUUACUAACGGAUAAACAAGAAUAUCAAAGAUUUUAUGAUAUAGCAUCAAAAUGUAAAGAUAAUCUAGUGAAUUUAGGUUUUCCAAAAUUUACAGUAGAAGAUUUCCAUGAAACUUUUAUGGAAGUUAUAGAAAACAUAGGGAAAAGUGAAACAACACAAGAUGAUUUACAUAAAUUAUUUAAUAUCCAGGGUCAUUCUGAUUAUGUUGUCGUGUAUUUAAGGUUAAUUACAUCUGGACAACUUCAAAAGGAAGCAGAUUUUUAUCAACAUUUUAUAGAAGGAGAAAGAACGAUAAGCGAUUUUUGUCACCAGGAAGUUGAACCCAUGUUUAAAGAGAGCGAUCACAUUCAUAUAAUAGCAUUAAGCACAGCACUUUCUGUCGGUGUGAGAGUUCGAUAUAUGGAUCGUGGUAAUGAAAGCGAAGUGAUUGCUCAUGAUUUUCCAGAGGGUACCACACCAUCUGUUCACUUAUUGUAUCGUCCAGGACACUACGAUAUACUCUACCCUUGA
Messenger RNA from Pediculus humanus corporis (human body louse), 804 nucleotides. RefSeq lists its product as uncharacterized. The record is from RefSeq and is a predicted model, not a curated record. Bases 1 to 804 code for a protein of 267 amino acids. Lineage: Eukaryota; Metazoa; Arthropoda; Insecta; Psocodea; Pediculidae. Gene Ontology annotation, cellular component: nucleus. Gene Ontology annotation, biological process: protein K48-linked deubiquitination. Gene Ontology annotation, molecular function: cysteine-type deubiquitinase activity; ubiquitin binding. The transcript has 4 exons.